This is a messenger RNA of Pieris macdunnoughi, 1458 nucleotides long. Lineage: Eukaryota; Metazoa; Arthropoda; Insecta; Lepidoptera; Pieridae. The record is from the annotation of a GenBank genome assembly.
AUGUCUAGUGAAUAUGGUGCAUUGGAUGUGAAUGUGAAUUUGCCGAAGAGAGCAGUAAGCAACACUAUAGAGUUGCCGCUGUUUUUGAACAUGGUCGCAAUAUCAUUAAGCGGAGCUGCAUUAGGAAAUAUAAUUUUAUACCGAUCUUGCGUCCACGCGCUAAAUUUUCCGGAAGAGGAAUGCCGGCCAUUUCUUUCGCCGGUAAAAAAUAAUGAGACCAAUCAUUUAGAGGCUGAUGUUCAAAGAUAUGCCACAUUUGUAUCAACUGUGAAAAUGGUGUUGGAAGCCGUUGUACCGGCCUUCCUCUCGUUCUUCCUUGGAGCGUGGUCGGACACGUAUGGCAGGAAGCCUCUUAUGGUCUGGUCACUUUUAGGUUCAGCAAUAACGAGUAUGCUACUUGUUAUAUUUGGCUUGAUGGAUAACCUCGGUCCUUGGUGGUAUAUUGCGACAGUAAUACCAUUUUCUUUGACCGGUGGUUAUGUGGUUCUUUUCACGGGGGCGUAUUGCUACGUCAGUGACACCAGUACCAAGGAGAACACAUCUUUAAGGAUGACAAUGGUGGACGCGACUGCAUCAUCGGGCAGUGUGAUUGGUUCCAUAUUAAGUUCUUAUUUGAUACUAUCCAUUGGAAACGUGUACCUUCUACUUUUAACGUCUACUUUGAACGUAUUCUCGUAUGCAUUUACUAACGUCUACAUAAAAGAGUCCUUAAAUGGUGCCUUACAGGGCGGAUCGUGGAGAGUGUUAGACCUACUAUUAGUUAAGGACAUGUUUAGAGAAUGCUUUAAACAUCGUCCUGAUCACAGGAGAACGCAAAUUAUUUUAAUUUCAAUUACGAAAUUUCUCCUAAUAAUUGUGUUGUAUGGUACAAGCUCUUUAGAAUAUUUAUUCACACGAACACAAUUGCAUUGGUCAUUACAAGACUUUACUAAAUACUCAGCUCUAAGUACGUCAUUAUCUUUCGUCGGAGGAUUCUUCGGUAUAAUGGUUGUUCAGAAAAUCUUAGGAAUAGGAGAUAUUUCCUUCGCUAUAUUUGCGAUUCUUAGCACAGUAGCGGAAUAUGUCCUAAAGAUUUGUGCUAUAUCGUGGUGGUAUAUGUAUUUGGGUGCCCUAGUAUCCGUAUUUAAAGGGCUGUCGAGCGCAUUAACACGUUCUUACAUAAGUAAAAUCCUGCCAUCAGAAGAUGUAGCAAAAAUAUUCGCACUGGUGUGUGGAUUUGAAGGUUUCGCACCACUUUUGGCGCCAUUGAUCUAUAACUCUUUAUAUGCCGCCACUCUGGCAACACUGCCCGGCGCCAUUUAUAUACUAAGCAGUAUAUUUGCGUUGGUCUGUGUCGUAAUGUUGGGAUUCGUACAAUACUAUCAUUGGAGAGGAUCGGGAGCGCAUUAUCAACGUAUUAAUUCUGGUAUGGUACAUAAUAGUACGGGAGGUAGCAACGUUUUCGAGAAAGAAUUUUAG